ACUUGGAAUGGAAACUUGUUUACGUAGGAUCUGCUGAGGAUGAGACUUAUGACCAACUUUUAGAGAGUGUUCUUGUUGGACCUGUCAAUGUUGGCAACUACCGUUUUGUUUUCCAGGCGGACCCUCCAGAUCCAUCAAAGAUCCGUGAGGAAGAUAUUAUUGGAGUAACAGUGCUUCUGUUGACAUGCUCUUAUCUAGGACAAGAGUUUGUCAGAGUGGGCUACUAUGUUAACAAUGAUUAUGAUGAUGAGCAGCUAAGAGAGGAACCUCCACCGAAGGUUCUGAUAGAUAGGGUGCAGAGAAAUAUUUUGGCUGACAAGCCCAGAGUGACAAAAUUCCCCAUCAAUUUCCAUCCAGAGACUAAUGAAAAUGGAGGACAGGCAGCUCAUUCACCUGAUCAUCCUUCUGAAACAAAUGUGAAUGGAGAACAACCACCACCUUCACCAGAACAUUCAUCUGACAAGUGAGAAUCUUAGUUUUCCAAUCAAAUUUGCCAUUUGCCAAUCUCAGGCCUUCAAUUUUUUCUUGGAAGGUGGCAAUUGUGAUGAUCAUUGCAGGUGAAAAUCAGCUUGCUGGGAUUCUGAAUCAUAUUCAGAAGGCAACCAUGUUAAUUACCCAGAAUUUUGGUUCACUGGAUUCAAGCUAUUUCUGGUAAUCCUUAUUUAGCUACGACUGUUCAUGCAGAUGACAAUCUUGUGAAACUUUUGUGUUUCGAUGGGUUCUCUUUGAAUGUAAUUCAUUGAUAAAACAGUUUACUAUUUAAUCUCCUGGUAGAAGUUUACCAACAUGGAUCCCUUGUCCCCUUACGCAUGUU
Molecule: messenger RNA, 814 nt
Organism: Nelumbo nucifera (sacred lotus)
Lineage: Eukaryota; Viridiplantae; Streptophyta; Magnoliopsida; Proteales; Nelumbonaceae
Source: RefSeq, a predicted model, not a curated record